Messenger RNA from Centropristis striata (black sea bass), 2137 nucleotides. RefSeq lists its product as uncharacterized. The record is from RefSeq and is a predicted model, not a curated record. NCBI's taxonomy places the organism in Eukaryota, Metazoa, Chordata, Actinopteri, Perciformes, Serranidae. The transcript has 4 exons. The coding region runs from base 138 to 1325 and encodes 395 amino acids.
UGACUGUGUUCACUGCAGCAGCAUCUUCCCCUCAAACACUGAGAAGAAAACAGUCUUCAGAGUGACAGUCAUCUAACUACUUUCUCCACCAAAGCAGGGUGUUAAAGCAGCAGAUCCUGCUGGCCCCUGAAGGAAAGAUGGCUGGCCUGUGCUGGAUGGCUGCCGCGCUGGUCCUGUUUCUGUCUGCUGGAGACGGUUUGGCUGCUGUGGACCAGAACUGGCUCACCAGUAUCAUAGAAGGCAUCAAGAAUGAGUAUGAACUCGGUGACACCUUCAGUCUGGCUGUGAACGUCCCACAAAACCAAGACAUAAAUAAUCUUCAGCAAGUCUUUCAGAACGACCCGGCAGACAAGGUGAAGCAAAAGGUUUCAGGGGGACAAGUGUACCAGGGUGCCCGGGUGGUGGCGGCAGCACAAUCAGAGGCACUGUCACGUGUUCUAGAGAACGUACAACCCUUCAUUAAAAGCAGUCAGGGGAAUUUUCUCGUCAUCUACUCUGAAGAAUCCCCAUGCGGUCCGACAUGCACAACAAACGCAAAUACGGACGGUAUCGCGAGCAAGAUUAACGACAUCACUCAGAACUGGAGUGGUUAUGCGUUUGUGUUUUCUAAAGUAUUCGAUGUUCCUGAUGUAGACGCGACGAAACUGUCCGAAUCCUUUAAACUACUUGGGGUUUCUAAACUUGGGCUUGACAACAUAUUCCGUUGUUAUAAGCCUGGAGAUGAUCCUUUUCAGUGCACCAGCUGCUCCUCAGGUGGAGAUGUUACACCCUCAUGUGUUGCAGACAAUGCCCCGUCAAAUGAAGAGCAGGGCGUAGGCGAAGAAACGGGUGCAGGCACAGGCACAGAAACAGCGCCAGGGGAAGAAAUGGGUGCAGGCAUAGGCACAGAAACAGCGCCAGGGGAAGAAAUGGGUGCAGGCAUAGGCACAGAAAUAGCACCAGGCAUAGGUGGAGGAACAGGAGGUGAUGGAGGAAAGGGGAAAAGCGGAAAACUGAGUAGGUGCAAAGGACGUCAUGGUCGUCAACGAGGCUGCAAGCGUAGAGGAGGCAGACGUCGUGGUAAAGGUGGAAAAGUUCAGAGACAGUGCAAGCGUAGAGGAGGAUGCAAGGGAAGACGAGGCCACAGAGGUGGAAAGGUUCGAAAAGGGCGCAAACAAAAAAGAGGACGCAAAGUUAGAGGAGGCAAAGGUAGAGGACGCGGCAAGCCUCGAGGCGGGCGCAGAGGCAGAGGAAAAAAAGGGGGCAGGAGUAGAAGAGGCGGUAAACGGAGAGGUGGAGGAAGCAAGAGAAAGAGCAGAGGCAGGCGUAAGUGGGGGCUGCAGUGAUAAAUAACUUUGUAAGGACCAGAGAAUCUGAACAAUAGCUCAAUAAAACCUAUUGAGGAUAAGCAAUGCUUUACUUUUAAUGGAAUUUUUAUAUCCUUUUUGUAGCUUCAGUGACUCCCUUCUUGGCUAUUAAAUAUGUUUUAAUGUCUGCAUCUAUGAACACCUCAGUCUUGGCACUGAUGCUGACGAAAAAUCUAUUUAUUAGGCUUUAGAAAGGAAGGCAUAGAGUCUAGUAUAUUUUCCUUGCUUUCAUUAAAUGCCAUUAAAUAACAAAAGGUGGCAGUUAAUGUGAAUUAACCCUCUGAGCCCCAACAAGCUGUUUUAGGGCGUUUUUUGAUAAUUUUAUACUUUAUAUUUCGCUGCAAUACAUAAAAUGUACAAGUCCUGCAGCUCUAUAGAAUCAGCACAAUCAUGGCUAGAAGUGGGAACAACUCAAUCACGCCUUUCUGCAGAACAACAUUAUAUUGACAUACAUUUAAAUAUAAACAGUUGGGUUUUUUUGGAGACAUUUUAAAUUUUACAUUUAGAAUGAAAAGAUUCUGACAGAAAUAUCUCAAUUUUAAGCUCAGUUUUGGUUACUUUUUAUAACGGAAUCUUUCGGAACAAGGACUGCCAUAAAGUUCAAAUAUCGAUGAUAAUGCCUGUUUUAGUUUUUUCUCCAACAAACUGUGUAUUUUUGUCAAUCUCUUGAAAAAAUCCUUUUCAAUCAGCUUAAAGUUCUGAGGGUUAAUCUCUUUAGUCCUUUGAUAACUGUACUUCUGUAAAGCAUCACCAAAUCCUCUGAUGUUUUGUUCUUUCUGAUUAAAGCUUUG